Molecule: messenger RNA, 950 nt
Organism: Aedes albopictus (Asian tiger mosquito)
Lineage: Eukaryota; Metazoa; Arthropoda; Insecta; Diptera; Culicidae
Exons: 2
Coding region: 230-772 (180 amino acids)
Source: RefSeq, a predicted model, not a curated record
AAUCAAUGGGAUUAUACAUAGUAGGAAAAGAAGAAGUUGCAGAUUUAUAUGAGACAAAAGUAGCGGAAUUAUUGAUAUCUUGAUAGAUCAUGAUCCAACAGGAAUAAAUAAAGACAUCACUAUUAUUUCCAAUUUUGGAUUGCCAUGCUGAUCCAGAGAUGCUGAUUACAUGUAAAACCUCACAUGCUCAGUUAAAUAGAACUGGCAAUUAAAAAUAAAUUUGCGUUGCAUGUAUCAUCAACGAGAUGCUCAUGACUGGAUCAGAACUAUACUUGUGACUAUAUCAAUACAUAUCAAUCCAUCAAAACCGGCAGAUAUGCGUUCAUCAUUCAUACUUGCUUUUCACUUGACACUAAACGUUCUCGCUAGCAACAAGACAUGGUACAUGGGAUUCCCGGAUAAACGACCCUUCACUGUUCAUACCACUAGGUUUCUGUGUGCUGGUCACCCCAACUACACCAUUGUGGAGCAGUGUAAGCUGAAGCUCCAUCGAAACAAGCCAUCGGCUAUAACCUUCCGAGCUACUUUCCUAAAACCAUUGGAACCCGUUGUCGGCUCGAUGAAGAUAUGGUACAAAACGAAUGUGAACAUCUGGCGACCUCUGCUGGGAAUAGACGAGUGGAAUCACGCUUGCGACUUUUUGACCGCCAAAUACGAGGACUUGGAUUUGAUGCAGAAAAUAUACCGUAGAUCUCUGAAGCACAUGUUGCCUCAUCUGGACGUUCGAUGUCCGCUACAGCAGGGAGCUACCGGAACGACAUGGCCUUACUAACGGUGGAAAAUCUGACAGUUUUGGAGUUACAUUUCUACGGAACAGUUCGAGCUAAGGGCUUAUUCGAUUUGAGUAUGGGUUAGUUGUUGUUAUGUUUUGACGUGCAUGUACAAAGAAACGUGAGAUCGUUUUUCCACGAUUCACAAGACAAGUGCUUCUUUCACCGCCAAGUUACGGA